Biomphalaria glabrata is the source of this 961-nucleotide messenger RNA. RefSeq lists its product as uncharacterized. NCBI's taxonomy places the organism in Eukaryota, Metazoa, Mollusca, Gastropoda, Planorbidae. The record is from RefSeq and is a predicted model, not a curated record. The annotation marks the transcript as partial. The transcript has a single exon.
CAAACGUCAAGAGCACACCACCCAUCCACAUCCAACUCACUUCCCAGUAAACAACCGUCAAGAGCACACCACCCACCCACAUCCAACUCACUUCCCAGUAAACAACCGUCAAGAGCACACCACCCAUCCACAUCCAACUCACUUCCCAGUAAACAACCGUCAAGAGCACACCACCCAUCCACAUCCAACUCACUUCCCAGUAAACAACCGUCAAGAGCACACCACCCACCCACAUCCAACUCACUUCCCAGUAAACAACCGUCAAGAGCACACCACCCACCCACAUCCAACUCACUUCCCAGUAAACAACCGUCAAGAGCACACCACCCACCCACAUCCAACUCACUUCCCAGUAAACAACCGUCAAGAGCACACCACCCAUCCACAUCCAACUCACUUCCCAGUAAACAACCGUCAAGAGCACACCACCCAUCCACAUCCAACUCACUUCCCAGUAAACAACCGUCAAGAGCACACCACCCACCCACAUCCAACUCACUUCCCAGUAAACAACCGUCAAGAGCACACCACCCACCCACAUCCAACUCACUUCCCAGUAAACAACCGUCAAGAGCACACCACCCAUCCACAUCCAACCCACUUCCCAGUAAACAAACGUCAAGAGCACACCACCCACCCACAUCCAACUCACUUCCCAGUAAACAAACGUCAAGAGCACACCACCCAUCCACAUCCAACUCACUUCCCAGUAAACAAACGUCAAGAGCACACCACCCAUCCACAUCCAACUCACUUCCCAGUAAACAACCGUCAAGAGCACACCACCCAUCCACAUCCAACUCACUUCCCAGUAAACAAACGUCAGGAGCACACCACCCAUCCACAUCCAACCCACUUCCCAGUUCUUCAAGUGUAAAUUCAAGAAAUGUGAAUACCUGUUUUUUUCAAAAAUAAAUAGUAAAUUAUUUUUAAAAUGACAAUAAAAAAACGCAUUUGUUUA